GGACAAAUUCUCUAGAAGAAGUUGGACAUUUCUCCAAUGAGAAUCAUCAUCACUAUCCUGUAUCCGAAAAUCAAAAUCAUUGUAAGAAAGCAAACACGCUUUCCUUGGCAUAUUAACAAUCAAGAUAAAGGAAAGGAAAGGAAAAGAUGUCAUCAUCCUCAGUAUAUUACCGAUGGAAAAGCUUCGAGGAAGAUGGAGAUCGACCAGAGAAGCCUCGUAGAUUUGGAGUUACAGAGAUGAGAGGGCCUCAAUACACUCUAUUGAGCCAGAACAUGCUUCAAGAUCUUUUCGAGACAAUGGGGCAGUUUGUUGAUGGACUGAAAUUCUCCGGUGGUUCUCAUAGUUUAAUGCCAAAGUCUUCUAUUAAAGAAGUGAUUGACAUGGCUCACAAGCAUGAUGUGUAUGUUAGUACUGGUGAUUGGGCUGAGCAUUUGCUUCGUAAAGAUCCCUCAGCACCUCGAAGCACUGGUAAGGAAGCAGCACCUGUCUUGGUGUUUGUUUGCUAUGGUUACAUAUUGCUUGAAAAUGGAGAGAUAUGAAUCUAGCAUGAUGAUUGAUGAACUCAGGAAUAUGGUGUAUCCUUAACUCUAAGUCAUACGUUGCUAAUCACAUUCACAGGACAUA
Molecule: messenger RNA, 624 nt
Organism: Populus trichocarpa (black cottonwood)
Lineage: Eukaryota; Viridiplantae; Streptophyta; Magnoliopsida; Malpighiales; Salicaceae
Product: protein HEAT-STRESS-ASSOCIATED 32
Exons: 2
Coding region: 147-539 (130 amino acids)
Source: RefSeq, a predicted model, not a curated record